UGGAACUCAUGCUCUCAAAUUCAGACGCCUUGGCUCCUGAUUUGCUCCUCAUCCCAACAUGAAGGCGGACACAAUUGAUCGUAUUCGUUGUAAGGCAGUAUUUGAACGUCUAUUUAGGCAUAACCCACCAAACCUCGACUCUCCGAUUCUCCGCUCCCCGCCUCUUCCAACAUUGCUCGGUGUGGCCAGCGGAUGCUUCAAGGGAGAUACUCGUAAUCCUGACAGCUCGUGCCUUGAGAGGGGCCUUCUCCUCCAUACCGCUGGUAUCCUUCACUGCCGUUUCUCGACGGUCAGGCGCUCACUGUCUGACAUCCUUGAUGCUCACCUCGGAAGUUGGCCUGGUGUCAUUUAUUCUGGCAGUCUCGCUUCCCAAUUAUUCUCUAGUAAGGCUCCAACCCUUUCAUCCGUUCCAGUCUAUCCAAUGGAGGAACUGGUACAUCGAUCUUCGAUGUUGAGCUGCAUCAUGAUCAAUAGCGUUUCUGUGUGCGUUUGCUUGCAGGGCGUGGUUUGGGCCUUGGCUCAUCGACAAGGACCAUCGACUGCUGGCUGCCCCUCACUGGAGUUGUUGUAGUAGAUGUUUUGCCUGUCAAGUGGGUAUUGAGAGUGAGAUCACUAAGAAUUUAACACUGCGCAACGCAGGCGAUAACAGAAUAAAGUAGUGAUGGCGCCGGUGCGAGUCGAUCUCUCAGUAUGCACUUGCCCCAGCGCGAUCGAUAUCUCAAUGUCUUUUGUCAUAACUGGUCAGGUCUGGGGGAAGCAAAGCGGCAACCUCAUGGCCUUGUCAUCGUUCCCCGGUGGUCCUGCUCGGCUAACGACAUGUGUUGCGACGAUACUGAGUGGGAAUCAUAUCAUAUGUGGUGUUGGGCUAUUGAAGUGGAGGAUAAUAGGCAAAUACGGAUCGGCAUGCGGGACGUAUCGUGCUUGCCAAUAAAGAAAGCUCAGAUUCACGGGAAGUGCAUCCUUAGUGACAUAGCCGCACAAUGCAUACUUACUUCAUGUGAUUGUGCCUCAAUCCGUGGUUCACACCUUCCAAUUCCAAGCCCUGUCCCCUCUUCUGUUUCUUAUCCCUUAAUCAUUGUCGUUGUCAAGGAUCUCGUCCCAUGAUUAUGUUUCUAGCCACGCCACCCCAUGGUCUCGUGACGGGUGUCUUUUUUG
Messenger RNA from Cantharellus anzutake, 1155 nucleotides. RefSeq lists its product as uncharacterized. The annotation marks the transcript as partial. The record is from RefSeq and is a predicted model, not a curated record. NCBI's taxonomy places the organism in Eukaryota, Fungi, Basidiomycota, Agaricomycetes, Cantharellales, Hydnaceae. The transcript has 2 exons.